AUGAUUGCAGGUCGUGCCAAGGUGAUCAGGGAGCAGUGGGGAUCUGACAAAGGAUCCAUGAUGGCGGUGGAGACUGACCUGCAACGGGUAGAAGCUAUUUUGUCAAACAGCAAUUCGGCUGAAGAGUCAGCGUCAAUCGCUUGUCAUAAUGGUCCAAAUAGCUUCACCCUUGCCGGUACCACCCAGUCGAUCAAAGCGGUCGAAAGAUACAUAUUGAGUGACAAGAGCAGCCCGCCUGUGCGGUGGAAGAAGUUGAACGUCACAAAUGCAUUUCACUCUAGCCUUGUUGACGAUUUGAGAUCACAGUUGGAACAAAUGGCCCGAGCUUUUCGAUUUAGGAAACCGACAAUCCCGAUAGAAUUCGCCACAAAGGAAAGAUACACGGAAGACCCGGGUAUGACCUUCAUCGCAAGUCACAUGAGAAAUCCAGUGUACUUCCAUCAUGCCGUCAACAGACUUUCAAAAAGACUCCAGGUAUGCGUGUGGCUGGAGGCGGGAUCCGGUUCAACGGUCACUCAGAUGGUCAGUCGAGCGUUGAGUGGAGCAGGCACUACUUCGCAUUCAUUUGUCCCUGUGGACAUCGUGACCGGCAGCGCAACAUCCAAUCUGACACGCGCGACUGUUGAUCUCUGGAAAGCCGGGUUAGAUGCAACGUUUUGGCAACAUCAUCCAUCGCAAACAAGUCAGUAUGCCACACUCAUCUUGCCGCCAUAUCAGUUCGAGAGAUCGCGUCAUUGGCUGGAACUCAAAGAACCCUCAAGUCAAGUCACACAGGUGCCAUGCACGGAGAGGAUUGAAGGGCUUUGGGAAUUCUCGGCAUAUCAAGACGAAGAUCAUCGUGCGAUUCGGUUCCGUGUACGAUGUGAGUCAGAGCAAUAUAAGGAGAUUGUUUCUGGUCACACCAUCGCUCGGACAGCUCCAAUUUGCCCAGCAACUUUAGAGGUGGAUAUGGCGAUUGAUGCUCUUAUGAAUGUGCACUCAGAGUUCAGGACAGAUGGUCUGCAGCCUCAAAUUCUCAACGUGGAAAAUCAUGCUCCAGUCUGUUUUGAUUCGUCACGCAUCUUGUGGCUGGACUUGGUGGCCAAGGACUCCGGUACUGCCCCAUCCCGAGAAUGGACUUGGAGUCUCAUAAGUGAGAAGAGUUCCACGGAUGCGGCCCCCACAGUCCAUGUCAGAGGGGAACUUGUAUUCUGUCAUGCGGAUGACGCGCAAGUACAGGCGGAGUUCUCUCGGUAUGAACGCUUGGUGACUCAUCAGCGCUGUGUCGACCUCCUUUAUGGCAACGAUCCCAAUGAUGACAUAGUCCAGGGCUCGAGCAUUUACAGAAUAUUCGAUGACAUUGUUCAAUACGGACCGAGAUUCCAAGGACUGAACAGACUGGUUGGUAGAAGCUCAACAAAUGAAUCCGCCGGACGUGUCACGAAGAAAUAUCAGGGCAGGACUUGGCUCGACGCUGACCUUUCUGAUUGCUUUAGUCAAGUUGGUGGGAUCUGGGUGAAUUGCAUGACCGGUAAAGCUGAAGGAGACAUGUAUAUUGCGAACGGAUUUGAGAAAUGGGUGCGUUCUCCGAGACUUCUUCGCGGCACCCCUCGACCUGAGACGUGGGAGGUAUUGGCGUGUCAUGAAAGACGCGGCGAGAGCAUCUUCUUGACUGAUAUUUUCAUUUUCGAUCCAAGGGGAGGAACCUUGGUCGAGGUGAUACUGGGAAUAAACUUUGCCAAAGUGUCCAAGCUAUCAAUGAGCAGGCUGUUAGCUCGCCUCUCUGCUGAUGUCAAGGCUCCGUUGGCAGAAUCGGCACAAAUUGGUGCUGUGGGCCGAAAUACGGGAGAUGAGCCGCUGGGGAAAGCGUGUGAAACCCCAACCCACGAUGUGGUAUCGAAAGUGCGACUCAUCCUAGCCGAUCUGUCUGGUCUAGAGACCAAUGAGAUCAAAGAAGAUUCACACCUGGCAGAUAUUGGUAUUGAUUCGCUCAUGGGCAUGGAGCUCGCUCGCGAGUUGGAAGGGGCAUUCAGCUGCACUUUGUCCACAGAUGCCUUGAUGGAAGUGUUCAGCUUCGAAGGACUUGUUGAGUGCAUUCGCCAAACACUAGGCUUGUCAGAAUCUAGCGACACCUCCGACGCGAACGCAACUUCGCCAGAUGCGACUGAUACGGCACAAAGCUCGACAGAAGAGAUGCCAUGUGACUUUUCUACCUGCGAGGUUCCAUCGAAAGAGUUCAUCUCCGAGUCACUUCCAACGGAAGCGAAAAUGGUAUCUGCGAGUUCCAAAGGCCAUCUCAUGACACCUUCAUCGGUGGUACUCGAGGCCUUUGCAGAGUGCAAAGCGCUUACGGAUCACUUCAUAGAAGACGAAAAUUGCAAUGGAUAUUUACGGCUUGUCAUGCCGAGACAAACAGAGCUUUGUGUCGCGCUUGCAAUAGAAGCAUUUGCCAAGUUGGGAUGUGAUCUGCGCUUGGCGAGGGCUGGACAAGAGCUUAACCGCAUCACCCAUAUACCGACGCUGCAAGGCCUUGUUGACUAUGUUUAUGACAUGGUUGGAAAGGAGUCCGGUAUAAUCGAAAAUCGCGGCAGUGUGAUUAUGCGCACAUCGGUGGCAGCCCCGUCAGAGUCCAGUGCUGAUAUACUUCAAGCUCUCCUACAUUCUGCGCCUGAGCAUCAAUACCCCCAUAUGCUGACACACUUCGCUGGGUCACGGCUUGCGGAGGUGUUGUCGGGCAAGUCAGAUGGCAUAAAAGUGAUAUUUGGCACGGACGAGGGAAGACAACUUGCUUCCGGUCUAUAUGCAGAUUCGCCAUUGAACAAACUUUCAUAUAUGCAGAUGCAGGAUUUUGUCAAGCGGUUUGUUUCAAAGUUGCCAGAAAUGAAUGGGCCGCUGAAGGUCCUGGAGCUUGGAGCUGGGACUGGAGGAACCACAAAGUGGAUCGUUCCGCUUCUGGCCGAUCUCGGAAUCCCCGUCGAAUACGUGUUUAGCGAUCUCUCGUCGUCAUUUGUCGCCGCUGGAAGAAAGAGAUUUGGGAAGAAGUAUCCUUUCAUGAGUUUCAGAGUCUUUGAUGUCGAAAAGGAAUGUGAGCAGAGCCUUCUGGGUACACAGCACAUGGUAUUGGCCAGCAACGCAGUGCAUGCAACUCACAAUCUGAAGAAGUCUUUGGUAAAUAUCAGACAAACUCUGCGUCCUGACGGGUUCAUCGUCAUCCUGGAGAUGACAAGAACCAUUUAUUGGGUGGACAUGAUUUUUGGCCUCCUGGAGGGAUGGUGGCUUUUCGAUGAUGGACGUCGACAUGCGAUCGCUCACCAAUCUCGGUGGAGGGACGAUCUUUACUCGGCUGGAUACAGCCAUGUUGAUUGGUCUGACGGCAAUCAUCCAGAAACGACGAUCCAACGUGUCUUUCUAGCACUCAAUGGGGAAGAAGCCAGAUCGCCGCCGGCGUCGGACAUAAAAGCACGACAGGGAAUGAUUGAUGCCUACGUAGAGAACUAUACCCGAGACUUUAUGGUCCCAGAUUCGCCCUCGGGCUGUUCUGUCGCGACGGACGGUUUGUGCGUUUUGGUGACUGGAGCGACGGGUAGUCUCGGCUCACACAUAGUUGCGCAUCUGUCUCAGCUACCCCAGGUGCAGACAGUCAUCUGCUUGAAUCGGAGGGGGCAGAUGGACCCGCGCGAGCGCCAGCUCGAUGCCAUGAAAUCGCGAGGGAUUCGAGAGGCCAACUUCUCAAAGCUUGAUAUUAUCGAAACAGACACUGCAAGCCCAAUGCUUGGAUUGGAGCAGCAUCAAUACAACCACAUUGCAUCAAGGAUUACGCAUGUUGUUCACAACGCAUGGCCAAUGAGUGGGAAGCGCCCGUUGAAAGGUUUCGAGGGUCAGUUCAAAGCCAUGCGGAGUCUCCUUGAUAUUACCAGUGCAGCAGCCUCCGUACAAGGAAUCAUGAUCGGCUUCCAGUUUGUAUCAUCCAUCGCAGUCGUUGGUCACCAGCCCACCUUGACUGGUAACGCGUUGGUUUUGGAGGAACGAGUGCAGACAGCGGCAGCAGUUCUUUCGAAUGGGUAUGGUGACGCCAAGUGGACAUGCGAGCGAAUGCUUGAUCACACAUUGCACAAAUAUCCGCAGAGUUUCCGGGUCAUGACGGUUCGUCCAGGGCAAAUUGCUGGCUCCAGUACGAGUGGGUAUUGGAACGAGAUGGAGCAUCUGAGCUUCAUGGUGAAAUCUUCCCAAACUAUUGGGGCAUUCCCCACACUGGAUGGCAUUCUUUCUUGGACCCCGGUAAACGACGCGGCGGCCGUUCUAUGUGAUCUCAUCAGCCAUUAUACCAGCUCAUCGUACCCCGUAUAUCACGUUGACAAUCCUGUGCGGCAGCCGUGGGCUGAAAUGACCCAGAUUUUGGGCGAGGCUAUCGGCAGUGAGGUUGUUCCGUUCGACGAGUGGCUGCAGCGAGUUCACAAUUGUUCCUCAUCGCUUGCAUCUGGGAACCCCGCGGCUAAACUGAUUGAAUUUUUUGAACACGACUUUACGCGUAUGUCCUGCGGAGCCUUGAUGCUCGAUACCACUCGGGCUUGUGAGCACUCUAGCUCAUUGAGGGCUGUCAGGCCUGUGAGCGUAGACCUGGCUCGAAGGUAUAUUCAGUCGUGGAGAUUAGCCGGCGUUUUGAAAGACUGA
Penicillium brevicompactum is the source of this 4650-nucleotide messenger RNA. RefSeq names its product Polyketide synthase. Bases 1 to 4650 code for a protein of 1549 amino acids. The transcript has a single exon. The record is from RefSeq and is a predicted model, not a curated record. Gene Ontology annotation, molecular function: transferase activity; phosphopantetheine binding. NCBI's taxonomy places the organism in Eukaryota, Fungi, Ascomycota, Eurotiomycetes, Eurotiales, Aspergillaceae.